GAGGGGGGUGACAGUCAGGAAGACUAAUCCAAUUCUCGUAGCGCAUUGUAGCCUAUCUCAACCUUCCCCGCCUCUGUGUAUCAGUGAGAAAUUGACCAAAUGUUUUAUCUAAAAAAUCAAAUAGCUUCUACAAAUUGCCGACGGAUAUAUAAAUAAUAAAAAAAUGCAGUGUUGCGCUUGGCUGUCAAAGGGACGACUGCGCAUCUUUGUGAGGGAAUCGGGAAACGCUACGUUGAUGUCCCGGCUGGGAAACGUAGCCUUUUGCCCAACAUAGGCUAUUCUAUCAUUUCAUAAACCACUGUCAAACAUCAUCGUUUCAAGCAUGCGUGCAGGGAGAAAGAAUAAAAACACUCUGUUGGCCAAUGUGCCGCUCCAUCAGUCAAGUCCUGCUGAAGCAUGUCUCGUCGGAAACAGAAACGACCCCAGCAGCUUAUGAGCCCGAUGCUUGGUGCCUCUUCGAUACUUGAGCAUGAUGAACAGUUUACAGUAAAGUCAAUUUACUUUCCUCCAACCACGGACUCCUCUUCUCCAUCCUCCUCUCCUCCUCAGAGCUACCAAACUCCCCUGGCUACCGAUCCCACUUUUGGGGGGCUUCAGAAGCCCUCUCUACCCACUGAGGGGCCCUCUCUCUCCUGUUCUCCAAGUCAGCCCAACCCCUGCCUUGGGUCCCUCACAGACCUUCAAAAUAUCCUCUCCUCAGCCUUCCCUAACCCACCCUUGUCCUCUCAGACUCAGCCCCCCACUGUUCUGUGCCUCCCAGACACCACUUCCACACCUUCCCACAGUCAGACUCUGACCUCUCGCACCCUCAUGGCCUCUCCCAAGUUGGGGGUGUCAGCCACCACCACCACUUCUUCCUCCUCCUCCUCCUCCUCAGCCUCCCUAUGUCCUCCGCCUCACCCCGGCAGCCCCAGCCCUGUUCCCGAGGGCCCCCCCAGCCCCGUAACACCCUCCCCCAGCCCAGGUGUCACCUCGUCCGCCUCUGCCCCCCCACCCCGGGCCCAGCUGAGCAUCGCCCUGAUCCUGGAGGAGCUUAGGGUGCUGCAGCAGAGGCAGAUCCAUCAGAUGCAGAUGACAGAGGAGAUCUGCAGACAAGUCCUUAGGCUGGGUGGGGCCUCCUGUGGCCUGGACACUCCCCAGCUCCUCCUCCCACCUCUGCCACAGCUAUGUCUGGAGGGCAGCGACAGGGACCCCAGCCCACCCCAAGCCACCACCAUGCCUUCCCAGCCCCCUACCUCUGUAGCCCCGCUCCUGGCCUGCUUCUCAUCCCUGCUCCCCCCACAGUCGAUGUCAAAGUCCUCAAAGCCCAGCCACCCCCUUUCUCACGUCCUGCGCCCACAUAAGCCCCACCUGGAGGGGGCUGGAGGGGCAUCAGGGACUAAUGCGUACCCAGGCACCAGUGUCCGUCCUUCAGCCACCUCCUCGUCCUCUUCUGCCUCCUCUGCCAUCUCCUCCAUGGCCUCCUCCAACUACCCUCUGGCCCUCUCUCUGGCCCUACCCACUCGUUACCUCCAUGAGAAAUCCCCCAACACCACCUCAGCAAGUGGACACAGUGGUCUGUCCUUCCUCACCCCACCCAUGUCCACCACCGCCACUCUGGCUUCUCCCUUCCAGGAGGCUCUCCAGUCUGCCUCAGGGGGAGGGGCAUCCACCGGAUCGUCAGCUUCCAGCUCCUCCGGACGCCUGCAGCACGCCUGCAGGUUUUGCGGGAAAAUGUUCAGCAGCGACUCGUCCCUGCAGAUCCACCUGCGCUCUCACACAGGGGAGAGGCCCUACCAGUGUCCUGUGUGUCUGAGCCGCUUCACCACCCGAGGCAACCUCAAGGUUCACUUCCUCCGGCACCGGGAACAGAACCCUGAGCUCUCUCUCUCCCUCCUGCCCCCUUCUCUGUUUGGGUCAGCUAUAGGAACUGUUGGGGUCAUGGGGGGGUCUGACCAGGGACAAAGCUUUGGCACCGGUAGCAGUAGCAGCUCUAAUCUUAGUGCCGCACAGCGGCGCCGGAAACGCAGAGCCGAAGACGAGCCUUACGGAGACGGGAUGGAGGUCGGCGGGGGGGUAGGGGGCUUCCCCAUGGGGGCGUCGACUGGAGGAGCCCCGCCCUCCUCGCUGCCCUUGCCCCCCAGCAUGGACCUGGCCCUCAUCUCCACCGCCCACUCCAUCCUGCAGCUGAACCGCGCCGCAGCGGCUGCUGCUGCAGCGGCCUCCAUGUCCUCUUCUUCAUCUCACACUCCCUCCUCCUCCUCCUCUUCAUCCUCCUCAUCCUCCCUGGCAUCCUCCCUCCUCGCUGCCCCCUCCUCCUCCGCCGCCUCUUCAGCCAUGGCCGGCUUCUUCAAGGGGGCGAAGCAGCAGCGCUUUGAUGAGAACACCCCUCCACACACACCUAUGCUUCCGCCCUCCACCUACUCUCAGCUGGCCCAUCUCCCCAAGCUCCUCUUUCCCUCCGCCUCGUCCUCCUCCUCCCACCACCACCCUCAACACCACCCUGGCCUGGGCCUCCUCCGCCCUCCACCCCCAAGCUCUCACCACCUCUCCUCGACUUCCCACUCCCAGCUCUCCUUCCCCUUCUCCCACUACCCCAAAAUCCAAGGUUCCCUUUCCACCUCCACCACCUCCCCUUCCUCCUCCACUUCCAUCUCGACAUCAGACACCUCCAAACUGCAGAGGCUGGUCGAGAAGCUUGAGAAGGAGCCCUGUAGCUCUCACCCCUGGGCCUCCUCCUCUUCCACCACUUCCUCAAUAGAAGCCUUAGCCGGGAGCUUGGCCACAUCCUCCUCCGCGGGCUUGUUUAGCAGCGGCCUCAUGAGUGCCAGCACCUCCAGCACCUAUGUGAUGGCUUCCCCCCCAUCCUCCACCCACGCCUCCACCUCCAUCUCCAACUUCACAAGGGAGAUGGUCGCAGCACUGGGGAUGAGCGCUAACGGGGCGAGUGCUCUGGCCGGAGCCAUGCUCCCCUCCCUGGGAAUCAUGGGUGCAGCAGGCGCCCUGGCACCCAACCAGUGCGGAGUGUGUCUGCGUGUGCUGAGUUGCCCCAGAGCGCUGCGUCUUCACCAGGCUACCCACCUCGGAGAGCGCCCCUUCCCCUGCAAGUUGUGUGGACGCUCCUUCUCCACCAAGGCCAGCCUACGCUCGCACCUGGCCACCCACCGUGCCCGCCCGCCCAACGCCCGUGCCCAGAACUCUUGCCCACUGUGCCAGCGCAAAUUCACCAACGCCCUCGUGCUGCAGCACCACAUCCGCAUGCAUCUGGGAGGGCAGCUGCCACCGGAGGGCACAGAGGAGUCUCUGUCUGAGCAACUAGGAGAGCCUGAUGCCUCCCAGCACCAGCGCCAAUCCCAGCCCCAGCUCCAGCCCCCUGACACCCCCUCCUCUGGGACCUCUCCGCCAGCCGUUGGCGGCCAAUCAAAGAGCCCAGCCCGUAGCCAAUUCCCAGCAUCCGUUGGUGGUACUGUCCCUAUCUCUGCCAGCGUCAUAUCAUUAGAGUGCACUGGAAACCCCAGCAGAUCCCACUCCUCCAGUCCUGAGCUGAUCCCUCCUUCGGACCUAAGCCCUGACCCCUCCCUGAACCCUGCCUCACACACCCCGCCCACUGGAAGUGUGGAUCCUCCAGUCCUGUGUGUCAGCGCCCCCUCCCCAUGCCCUCCUCUGGUAGAUGAAGGCUCACCAGUUACUGAAGAAAAACAGGUUGAAAGUCAAGAUAGCCUCGAUGCAUACAGCACUCCAGUUGGUACGGCAAUUCCCACUUCCCCCACUUUACCCAAGCCCAUAUGCAUGUCUAGCCUUGGGAUAUCCGAGAAUUCCAUGGAUGACAACAGCCCAUCCAUGGAUGUCUUCCUACCAGGACCCAGAUCCAACCUGGAAGACCUGCUGAGCACGCCUACCCAUGGUGCCCCUGUGGCACACCCCUGCCCUACCCUGGUCCCCACCUGCCCUGAACCUUUCAAAGCCCCAUUAACUCCUGGCCCUGACACUGAACAGCCUUCCAGAUCCCAAACCUCCCAGCAAGAGGAGGAGGAGAGGGCUGAAGUCCCUCCGUCUUCAACACCAAAGUAUGACCACGCCCCUGUGCUUGAGGUUGAGCCUAGGCUGGCGUCUAUGUCUGACACAAUUGACACAAGCGGUGCUGAAAUUACAUCUGUUCCCCAGAAUGCUGCCACCUUCAUAAGGGAGACCAGACAAGGGCUCCAUUUUAGUUUCCACGGAAAGGAAGACAGAAUGGAUUCUGGGCCAGCCAGUGAACGACUGGAAACUACAGUUCCCAUCAGUAUGGCCCCCACUCUGCCCCCUCCAAUGUCUCGACCUGAAAAGAAGACCUACAGCUGUGCAGAAUGUGGUAAAGAAUACGCCAGCCGCAGUGGACUGAAGGGACAUAUGAAGCAUCACAGUGGGGUUGUCAAGACAACCCGCCCCCCUGCACGAAGCAGUCGUGCAGCCGCUGAACGACUUCCUGCGACCACACCCUCUACUUCCUCUCAUGCGCCUGCCACCAGAAGUUCUGUGGGCUUCUGGAACCAGUACCAAGCUUUCCUUAACACCAGCAAUGAACCAACAGACCAGCCGGCCCAGGGCCCAACCAGUGUAAGCCAAGGAGAGGAGGUAGAAAAGCCCCGAUUGGAUGAAUCACCUGUCAGAUCUCAGAUAGAUCCAUCCAAUGAGAGGGUCUCAGUGGAAAAUAGGGAGGUAUCCCUGGAAGAGCCUACUCUUAAGUCAAUGUGAUUGGCUGGGAUAUAAUCUGGUGCUCUUGAUAGAUGAUUACCUUUAGGAGUAAACUGUAUGGGGCUUUUGUAUAGUAUUAUACCCAAACUCAUUUGAGUAGUUUGUCGGUUUAGUAGUCUGUGAGUAAACUGCUUAGCUAGUUUGUGAUAACUAUUUGUUGGCCAGCUUGGUCUUGUUUUUAUAGAAGUGACAGUGGAAAAUUAUGACUGAACCCCAAAACGGAGUGAUUAAUGAAAGACGUUUUUGUCAUAACAAGAGUCCGGUGCGUGAAUAAAAGCUCUGUUUUAGUAGAUCGAGAUUUUCUCUACAUAUUGGGGUCCUUUUCUGUGAGCUUGACUCUUGUGGUUUAUGGGACAGUUAGAAACAAAUUUAAACCGAAACAUUUGUUAGAUAUGAUAUAGCCUGCUGUAAUACUGUCAAAACCUUAACAAAUCCUUCUUUCAAUAAAGUAUAAAAGGGAAUAAUUCCAUAAAACCCUAUAGAACAGAAAAGUUGGUCUCUAUUGCAUUUAAUGCACACAUCUUUGUUAGUCUGUGGUGUUUUCAGUCUCAUAUCCUCAUAUAUUAUUGUAAUAUUAACCUUCUAUUACAUGUUGCUGUGGUUAACCCUUGAAUUAACUCAAACAAACUUAUCUACCUUCUUUUUGACAGAAAGCACAUAAGGGUGUAGUGUGCUCAAUGGAGACAUUUCCUGUAUAACUCUUUCCCUUCCACCCUGUGAAUAAAAAGAUUGUUGUUUGGUCCCAAAGUGAUGUCUGUUCACUGUAACUAAAUGUUUUUGUUAAUGAUAUGAAAAAAUGAAUCAGAGGUCUAUGUCUGAUGUUGUUGUUGUACUUUCAGUGUAUGCCCCAAAAGUAAAGAGAGAGAUGAAAAACCAAGAAACAUUAAAACACUUUGG
Molecule: messenger RNA, 5610 nt
Organism: Hypomesus transpacificus
Lineage: Eukaryota; Metazoa; Chordata; Actinopteri; Osmeriformes; Osmeridae
Gene: sall2
Product: spalt-like transcription factor 2
Exons: 4
Coding region: 397-4713 (1438 amino acids)
Biological process (GO): regulation of transcription by RNA polymerase II
Cellular component (GO): nucleus
Molecular function (GO): RNA polymerase II cis-regulatory region sequence-specific DNA binding; DNA-binding transcription factor activity, RNA polymerase II-specific
Source: RefSeq, a predicted model, not a curated record